Molecule: messenger RNA, 3489 nt
Organism: Lampris incognitus (smalleye Pacific opah)
Lineage: Eukaryota; Metazoa; Chordata; Actinopteri; Lampriformes; Lampridae
Product: cytoplasmic polyadenylation element-binding protein 4-like
Exons: 10
Coding region: 451-2697 (748 amino acids)
Biological process (GO): negative regulation of cytoplasmic translation
Cellular component (GO): nucleus; cytoplasm; neuron projection
Molecular function (GO): mRNA regulatory element binding translation repressor activity; translation factor activity, RNA binding; mRNA 3'-UTR binding
Source: RefSeq, a predicted model, not a curated record
AGGAGCGAGGGGCAGCCAAGAGGCACAGUGUUCGGCUAGCUCAAUAGGCUUAGAGGUAGCUAAAAAAAAUAUCGAAAUCUUGAAAAAAAUGAAACCGACUGAAUAAGACUUAUUAAAAAACCGUGGCCGAAGAGAUUUCAUAUAUUGCCACGUCGCAGAUCUUUGUAAUAUACAGCAAAGAUUAAAGGCAGUGGAGAAGAGAGAGAGCUGUGUCAUUGAGCAAGCAGGACACGUCAGGAAAAGAGAGAAAAAAAGCUGACCGACUGUACUGUACGAGUCAGCUAUCAAAUCGCCCCUCAUCAGCUUUCCCUGCCAGACAGUUUUGUCAAGGACAUCGUAUCUACCCUCAACCCGAAGGGAGGUAAUCUACCGAGCCAUUGCCGGGAUCGAAAGUGGUAACAGAAGGACCUAACGAUCACGGGAUAGCAUUUGUGUGGGGGGAGAAAACAAAUGGGGGAUUACGGGUUUGGAGUCCUAGUUCAAAACAACACUGGCAACAAGUCUGCAUUCCCUGUCCGAAUCCACCCGCAUCUGCAGCCCCCACACCACCAUCAGAAUGUGUCGCAGAGCCCUGCUGCUUUCAUAAACAGCACUACAGCCGCAGGGAAUGGCACCACGGGAGGCUCUCCCUGGCUCUUUCCUGCCUCUGCCACCCACAACAGCAUGCAAGACGAAAUUUUGGGAGGCUCAGAGAAGCCCAAAGCACAGCAGCAACAGGAAAUGCAAGAAACGCAAGAAAAGCAGCAGCAGCAGCAGUUGUCCCCUGGGAGUCACCAAGAGACUGGAAGUGGUGGAGGGAUCAUUUCAGAACUAGAGAAGGCCCGGUCAGAGGAAGGCAAGACGGAUAAUGGCACAUCCGAAGGGAGUAACGGGAAAGAGAAGCAGCUGCGCCUCGAGUCACCGGUUCUGACAAACUUCGAUUACCAGGAGACCUCUGGUCUGGGAGGAACUGGUCCAGUUCAGUCUAGUACGACCUCGUCAUCCCUCACUGGCUUUAACAACUGGUCGGCCGCCAUUCCACCGGCACCCUCCACCAUUAUCAAUGAGGAUGUCAGCUUCUUCAACCCAGCUUCUGCCAACAAUGGGCCACUGCUGUUCCAGAACUUCUCCCACCAUGUGAGCCCUGGGUUCGGCGGGAACUUUUCCCCACAAAUCGGACCCGCAGCAGCUGCUUUGUCUCAGCACCACCCCCCUCCCCCGCCACACCCCCAUUUCCAACACCCCCACAACCAGCACCAGCAGCACCGGCGAUCACCGGCCUCCCCUCACCCACCGCCUCCCUUCCCGCACAGGAACGCGGCCUUCGGACAGUUGCCACAUCUGUCCAACAGCCUAAACAAGCCCCCGUCCCCCUGGGGUCCGGCAAGCUACCAGAGCCCCUCUCCUUCCCCUGGCUCCUCUACCUCCUGGAGUCCUGGGGGAGGCUAUGGCAGUGGCGGCGGUGGCUGGGGGGGGUCCCAAGGCAGAGAGUACCGCCGAGGGCUGAAUGGUGGAAUGACACCCAUCAAUUCCAUCUCUCCACUGAAGAAGACCUUUCCAAACAACCACGUGGCUUCCCAGAAGUACCCAAGAAACAGCCCUGCAGGUUUCAAUGCCAAAUCCUGGAUGGAUGAUGGUGUGGGCCGCAAUGAUAACAUAUUCCCCUUCCAGGAACGUACCAGAUCAUUCGAUGGCUUCAACAUGAACACCCUGGAGAGCUCCCUGAUCGACAUCAUGAGAGCAGAGCAGGACACCCUGAAAGGUCGGCUGGGCUUUCCCCAUCCGGGAGGGGACAACCCUCUGCCCCUCAAUGGCCACUCCUCUCUGUUCCCCAUGGAGGAUGGUUUCCAAGACGACGAGCGUGGCGAUCAGGGCCUGGCAGGCCUUGGAUCGCCACACUGCUUCCCUCACCAGAACGGCGAGCGAGUCGAACGUUACUCGCGCAAGGUCUUCGUUGGAGGGCUUCCUCCUGAUAUAGAUGAAGAUGAGAUAACGGCCAGUUUCCGCCGCUUCGGCCACCUGUUUGUGGACUGGCCUCACAAAGCAGAGAGCAAGUCCUACUUCCCCCCCAAAGGGUAUGCCUUCCUGCUGUUCCAGGAUGAGAGCUCUGUGCAGGCUCUGAUUGAUGCCUGCAUUGAGGAGGAUGGCAAGCUCUAUCUGUGUGUGUCUAGCCCCACCAUCAAAGACAAGCCGGUACAGAUUCGUCCGUGGAACCUGAAUGACAGCGACUUUGUGAUGGACGGCUCUCAGCCCCUGGACCCCAGGAAGACCAUCUUUGUAGGAGGUGUCCCUCGCCCUCUCCGUGCAGUGGAGCUGGCCAUGAUCAUGGACCGUCUGUAUGGCGGGGUGUGCUACGCAGGCAUCGACACAGACCCUGAGCUCAAGUACCCCAAGGGAGCAGGGCGGGUCGCCUUCUCUAAUCAGCAGAGCUACAUUGCUGCUAUCAGCGCUCGCUUUGUACAGCUGCAGCACGGGGAAAUCGAUAAACGGGUGGAAGUAAAGCCAUACGUGCUGGAUGACCAGCUGUGCGACGAGUGCCAGGGAACUCGCUGUGGGGGGAAGUUUGCCCCAUUUUUCUGCGCCAACGUCACCUGUCUGCAGUACUACUGCGAGUACUGCUGGGCGGCCAUCCACUCCCGUGCCGGGCGAGAGUUCCACAAGCCCCUGGUGAAGGAGGGAGGAGACCGGCCACGUCACAUCUCCUUCCGCUGGAACUGAGCAGACGAUGGAGAGGGAGAGACAGCAGGGGAACAGGAGGGAGGUAGUGCAGGAGUCGCAAAUCAUUGUAAAAAUAAAUGCACUUUUCUGUUGCUGGUUUCUUUUUAGAUUUAAUUUCGCAGAACCCUUUUUUUUUUCCUCUUUAAGUUAUGUGUAUCUAUAUUUUUUAGGGUAGAAAAGAGAAACUGGAAUUAAAUAUCCAAAUAUGUCCAGCAAGGAAAAAAAAAUUGGUUAUAUAAUUUUAUUUAUCCAUUUGAUGUUUUUAAAAAAAAAUAUUUAUGGACGAUUGGGUUGAGAGACGCUACUCUGCUGUUCAAUUGGCAUGUGAUUACCCUUUUCCUUCGAAACAAGACAUUGUUGUGAUUGCAAUACAAAAGGUCCCAGUGUAGGUAUUUUUAUUUGGCCUUCAAUCGACCCUUUAAUUCUUAGCAAAGCUUUCACAUUUUACCUUAUUGUGUGUCUCCAGAGCAAACGCAAUCCCUUUGGUAUAAUUCAUUUCCAUAUGUUUGAUUCAUUUUGGUUUUGAUACAAGAGGCUCCAGAGCAAAUGUGAUUGGAAGAAGGUGUUGCUAAAGAAGAGUGCACUUAUUUCCUAACUGCAGAGUGCAAACAGUACACAGGCCCUUAGUAGUUAACCAAAGCCAAAUCUCAAUUAGGGUUGAACAUUAGAUAGGAGAAACUGCAGAACUAAAUGGGCUUUACUUUCCUCCCAGAUCAAAAUCUUUUAACCCUUCUUUAAGUUUUAGAUCCAUGCUACUAUUUCAGCGUUACUUGAAAAAAAAAAAAAAAACAA